CGUCAAGAUGCUGCGGAGGUCUGUGCUGCCGUUGGCACGUCGUGCCUUCCCGCGGUCCGCGGCUAGCCUAGCGCCGUCCUGUGCUGCUCCCAAGUACUUUUCACGUGCCUUCAGCGUUGCGGAGCAGAGUCAGCGGCAUGUGAUCGCCGCGCUGGUUGUCAACCAGCCUGGUUGUCUGGCCGAGAUCGCCAACCUCUUCGCCGCUCGAGGCUACAAUAUUGACAGUCUGGUUGUGGGUCGCACGGAGGUCGAGGAGCUCUCCCGUAUGACGGUUGUCGUCAACGGCACUGCGCAGAGUGUUGUCAACAUGAAGAAGCAGCUCGAGGAUGUCGUGUAUGUUGCUGUGGUCAAUAUCCUGAGCAGUGGCAAGAACGCUGAAAAGAACUACGUCGAGCGCGACCUGAUGCUGGCCAAGGUGUCCACGGCCGAGGCUGGAUCUCGCGCUGAGGUGGUGGAGCUUGCCAACCUGUUCGACGCCAAGGUGAUUGACGUGCGACCGCACCAGGUUAUGGUACAACUGGCUGGCACCCCUGGUCGCAUUGAGGCAUUUUUGGACCUGCUAAAGCCGCUGGGUAUCACAGAGAUCCACCGCAGUGGGGUCAUUGCGAUGGCUCGCAGCACCAGUGUGACCGACGACCUGGGCGAUCUCUCGACGUUUGAGGGCGCCACGCGAACGCUUCUGGACGAGGCCGAUGACGAAGAGUUCGAUGUCUCUCGCCUUCCGCCUGGAUAAUAUGUUGGUAGAGUUAUGAUCAUGCCAUCACCUUUUUCUUCGAUAGGACUUGUGCCUGAUGACAAUUGCAGCAAGGAACGUGCUAGCGAAGAUUG
This is a messenger RNA of Phytophthora infestans T30-4, 828 nucleotides long. RefSeq names its product acetolactate synthase small subunit, putative. Gene Ontology annotation, biological process: L-valine biosynthetic process. Gene Ontology annotation, molecular function: acetolactate synthase activity; acetolactate synthase regulator activity. NCBI's taxonomy places the organism in Eukaryota, Oomycota, Peronosporomycetes, Peronosporales, Peronosporaceae. The transcript has 4 exons. The coding region runs from base 8 to 733 and encodes 241 amino acids. Gene Ontology annotation, cellular component: cytosol. The record is from RefSeq and is a predicted model, not a curated record.